Molecule: messenger RNA, 2469 nt
Organism: Humulus lupulus (European hop)
Lineage: Eukaryota; Viridiplantae; Streptophyta; Magnoliopsida; Rosales; Cannabaceae
Product: probable metal-nicotianamine transporter YSL7
Exons: 6
Coding region: 1-2160 (719 amino acids)
Cellular component (GO): membrane
Molecular function (GO): oligopeptide transmembrane transporter activity
Source: RefSeq, a predicted model, not a curated record
AUGGAAAGAAACCGUGGCGAAAGUAGGGCAAGAUCAUCGGGACUCGAAGAAGGAGCAAGAAACUUGGAGGAGAUCAACUUGACCAAUAACAAUGAGUUGGAGAGGAAGAAGGUGGCUGUAGAGGAGGCUUUCCUCAACACGGAGGUGCCGCCAUGGAAGAAGCAGAUCACGGUUAGGGCGAUGGUGACGAGCUUCUUAUUGAGCGUGGCCUUUAACUUCAUCGUCUGCAAGCUCAACCUCACCACCGGCGUCAUUCCCUCGCUCAAUGUGGCGGCCGGCUUGUUGGGCUUCGCCGUGGUUAAGGGCUACACCUCUCUGCUUCAAAGGGCGGGUCUCUUGAAACAGCCUUUCACUCGCCAAGAAAACACUGUUAUCCAAACUUGUGUUGUUGCCUCCUCUGGAAUCGCUUUUAGUAGUGGCACUGCUAGUUAUCUACUGGCAAUGAGUAGGAACAUAGCUGCUCAAGGAGAUGAAGGUAACACUCCAAUCAACGUCAAGAAUCUCUCUCUUGGCUGGAUGAUUGCAUUUCUCUUUGUUGUCAGCUUUGUUGGUUUGUUCUCUAUUAUGCCCCUUAGAAAGGUGAUGAUUAUGAAGUACAAGUUAACGUAUCCAAGUGGAACUGCAACAGCAUAUCUUAUCAACAGCUUUCACACACCCAAAGGAGCCAAGCUUGCAAAGAAGCAGGUUUCGGUUCUUUUUAAGAUGUUCUGUUGUAGUUUUGUGUCUGCAUUUUUUCAGUGGUUUUUUGCAGCCUCUGAAGGCUGUGGAUUUUCUAAUUUUCCAACAUUCGGCCUCCAAGCCUAUGCGCAGAGGUUCUACUUUGAUUUUUCAUUGACAUAUGUUGGUGUUGGAUUAAUUUGCCCAUACAUGGUAAAUGCAUCUUUGCUUAUUGGAGCUAUUAUUUCAUGGGCAAUCAUGUGGCCUUUAAUUGAAUUAAACAAAGGUGUUUGGUAUGGUGCUGACUUAUCUCCUAACAGUCUCCACGGCAUCCAAGGAUAUAGGGUUUUCAUUGCCAUUGCUAUGAUGCUUGGAGACGGUAUAUUCCACAUCUUUUACAUGUUAUAUAAGACAAUAAACAGCCUAGUAAAACACGAGUACUCAAAAAAGAAAGAAGAGGAAGAAGAAGAAGAAGAAGAAGAAGCAAUAACCUCCGGCCUUGGAAACUCCUCCUCCGCCGCCGCCGUGGAAAAACUACCGGAAAACUACGACGAGCAAAGGCGAAAUGAGUACUUCUUAAAGGACCAAAUCCCCACUUGGCAAGCCUUCCUCGGCUACGACAUCCUUGCCGCCAUAUCCAUCCUCGUCGUGCCCUUCAUCUUCCCCCAGCUCAAGUGGUACCACGUCCUCAUCGCCUACUUCAUCGCACCCCUUCUCGCCUUCUGCAACGCCUACGGCUGCGGCCUCACCGACUGGUCUCUCGCCUCCAACUACGGCAAGUUCGCCAUCAUCAUAUUCAGCGCCUGGGUUGGCCUGGACAAGGGUGGCGUGGUGGCUGGUCUAGCCUCCUGUGGUGUCAUGAUGAGCAUUGUCUCCACCGCUUCUGAUCUCAUGCAGGACUUCAAAACCGGAUACCUAACCCUAGCUUCUCCUCGCUCCAUGUUUUUCAGCCAAGCCAUGGGCACCGCCAUGGGCUGCAUUAUCUCGCCGUUGAUCUUCUGGAUCUUCUACAAGGCUUACGACAUCGGCCAGCCCGGGAGCUCGUACCCGGCGCCGUACGGGCUGAUGUACCGUGGCAUUGCGCUGCUCGGAGUGGAGGGUGUCUCUUCUUUCCCCAAGCACUGUCUAGAACUCUCCAUAGCCUUCUUCUUCUUAGCCAUCGCCAUUAACUCAGUCCGCGAGUUGUUGCAUCGGUUUGAGACUAAGUAUGGGAUGUAUAAGCUCGUGCCUAGCCCCAUGUGCAUGGCCAUUCCGUUCUACCUUGGUGGGUAUUUCGCCAUUGAUAUGUGCUUGGGGAGCUUGAUUCUUUUCGUCUGGCGGAGGAUUAACAAGAGGAAGGCUGAGAAUUUUGCUCCGGCGGUCGCGUCCGGACUGAUAUGCGGCGAGUCAUUGUGGGGUGUUCCAGCGGCUGUUCUGGUCCUCGCCGGCAUCAAAGCACCCAUCUGUAUGAAGUUUUUAUCUGCUUCGGCCAAUUCUAAGGUUGAUUCCUUCUUAGGUGGUUAAUGAAAUGUUUAUCCCAUAACUCAAAAGCUAGCUAGUUUUUUUUUUUUUUUGGGUAGUGACAUACACUGUUUUGUUAGCUAAUUGUUUGGGUGAGCAAUAUUCUAUUUGGAUUUUUUUUUUUAAUAAAUGAAAAAGAGAUUGAUUUUUUGUUUUUUCAUGAUUAUUUCUUAGCAAAAUAUUCAGACGGGCUGUAGUUCUGUUGUUUCUUCAUGAAAUCUUUUUUGAUGUGGACGUUUUACUCCCAACAUCACGAUGAUAACCUUCUUUAUAUAUUUCUCCUUUUUUUUUUUUUCAUUUUUGUUUAGUCAA